Messenger RNA from Cylindrotheca closterium, 1368 nucleotides. NCBI's taxonomy places the organism in Eukaryota, Bacillariophyta, Bacillariophyceae, Bacillariales, Bacillariaceae. The record is from the annotation of a GenBank genome assembly.
AUGGACAAUAUAUCCAACGAUGUUUUCAAUCUCAUCCUGGAUUACCUUGUGAAUGAUGGGAUUGCAGUUGGCCGUCUGGCGUUGUGUUCAUCUACAUUGUACAAGAGGAUUCACGACAAUGAAACCAUCUGGGAGAAGCUGUACAAGACGCGAUGGACUUGGAGCUCAAGAAGCCAAGUCCCAGAAUCGUAUCGAGAGGAUUAUUUUCAGCGUCACUCAUUAGAUACUUCAAUGUCCAAGACACUACACGAAAUAACCGAAGAGUUGCAACGAAUUCUCGACCUUGAAGAUGGACGAAAGACUACAGUCGCCGAUGAUCCGCACAUUGGAAAGUCUUGGGACGGCCAUGCCUCUCGGAGCGCAACUCUAAUGCAUCGAAACUAUACCGAUAUGCUGAGGCAAGAGGCUCGAGAGAAUCACCCAGAAUCACCGACUGUAUUUCGUCGGCUCUUGGGAUUUCUGGCAUGCCGGUGUUUGCAAAAUAUUGAAUUUGGAGAGUGCCUGCUGGAUUGGAAAGAUCUCACAUUUGAGGACUUGUCGCAAACAACUGAAGCCAACUUGAUUCUGAUGGAGAAGUAUUCAAUUUUAAUCUGCCAAAUUCAACAAAGUCCAGAGCAGCAGUUGGUCUCGGACAGAUAUGGAAUUGCUGACAGCGUCUCUAAAGGUCUCGACGAAAUCGCAGAUGAUUGCAGGAAUCGAAUAGAAGAAGCUGAAAUAUUAGCGGGAAAGCCGAUGCCUAUUGCAGAUAAACUUCUUAUUGUCAAGGAUGUCAUAGUCAAAGAGCACGAGUUUGCAGGAAAUACAGAGAACUACUAUGACUACCGCAACUCUCUUUUGGACCACGUUCUGGAGACCAAAAAGGGCAUCCCAAUCACACUAUGUAUCCUGUUUGCCUGUGUUUGCAGACGAGUGAAUCUAUUCACUUAUUUAGUGGGUCUUCCUGGGCAUGUGGUUCUUGGUUUCCAAGCCGAUGAUGGAGAAAGAGGAACAGGAGAAACACUCUAUCUCGAUGUUUUCCGAACUGGCCGAGUGCUUUCCGAACGCGAUUGCCAAGCAAUUUGUGCUUCGUAUGGUGUCCCAUGGAAUGUUCAGUUCUUGAGACCACUGACAGCACACCAAGUUCUAGACAGAACUUUCAACAAUCUAUCCAACUGCCACCUACAAGGGAUGGCAAAUCAAUCCACAUCACCAUUUCGAUCCGAGUUGUUCUUCCGACAACGGGCACUCUCGUCGAUUCACCGCCAGCCAAAGAGUAUUGCUGGUCCUCUGGUAGAAAGAAUUACACAUGAUUUGCCAUUAACCUUAUCUCCGGAGCUUUUGCGGCAUUAUGGUCUACUCUCCGAUGAUCCAGUACCAAUUUACAACUAA